Messenger RNA from Labrus mixtus (cuckoo wrasse), 2784 nucleotides. RefSeq names its product wingless-type MMTV integration site family, member 7Bb (gene wnt7bb). Gene Ontology annotation, molecular function: cytokine activity; frizzled binding. The coding region runs from base 560 to 1609 and encodes 349 amino acids. Gene Ontology annotation, biological process: multicellular organism development; canonical Wnt signaling pathway; neuron differentiation. NCBI's taxonomy places the organism in Eukaryota, Metazoa, Chordata, Actinopteri, Labriformes, Labridae. The transcript has 4 exons. Gene Ontology annotation, cellular component: extracellular region. The record is from RefSeq and is a predicted model, not a curated record.
AGCCCGACCCAUUCCCUGCAGAUCAAUGCUGCAGGAGGAGGAGGAGGAGGCGUGGAGCCCUUUUGUUACCUGUGUUAGUGUACCUGGCUGUUGUAAGUUAGUAACAAGAACUGAGUUUAUGAUGCCUUUAGAGAAAAGGAACAGCGUUAUGAUAAAACUUUAAACGAAACAAGGUUGGCUGGUCACUAUACAGUGCAACUGUUUCUACCUGCAUGGCGCAGCGAAUGGGAAUGUUAAUUAGGCUCCACCGUGAGCGUAAGGACGAAUAGGAGGCACUUCCUCCAAGAACCCAUUCACCUUCCAAGUCCGACCCUCUCUCAAGUUUCGUUUUGGACUCCUCAGCCACCUUUCAGCUCGUCCUCAUCAUCUCACCUGUAUACGUAGAGAUCAUGGAUUUCACACGGUCGAAGAUUUCAAAGGCGCUCCAGCUUCACGUCACGGAAAAAGGGCGCUAUACGUGCAUCUGGAAGGGUUAGAAAAGGCUGCCAAUGUGAAAGGAAAACGCGUGACCACUACUUCAUGUUACAGUGCAUGGCCUCCGGACAAAGUGGACACGAACAUGCACAAACCCCUCCGAAAGCGGAGUCUCUACGUGUUGCUGUGUUUUGGCAUCAUAUACCUCAGACUUGGGGCCCUGUCCUCGGUAGUGGCUCUGGGUGCCAACAUCAUCUGCAACAAGAUUCCUGGGCUGGCACCUCGCCAGCGGGCCAUCUGCCAGAGCCGCCCGGACGCCAUCAUUGUAGUAGGUGAAGGCGCUCAGAUGGGCAUCAAUGAGUGUCAAUACCAGUUUCGAUACGGACGCUGGAACUGUUCGGCGCUGGGAGAGAGGACAGUCUUCGGUCAGGAGCUGCGAGUAGGCAGUCGGGAAGCAGCGUUCACCUACGCCAUCACAGCGGCAGGGGUGGCCCACGCCAUCACCGCAGCGUGCAGUCAGGGCAACCUGAGUCAAUGCGGCUGCGACCGAGAGAAGCAGGGCUACUACAAUCAGGAGGAAGGCUGGAAGUGGGGAGGCUGCUCGGCUGAUAUAAAGUACGGAAUUGAGUUCUCUCGACGCUUCGUGGAUGCCCGCGAGAUUAAAAAGACUCCACGUCGCCUGAUGAACUUACAUAACAAUGAGGCCGGGAGAAAGGUACUAGAAGAAAGGAUGAAGCUAGAGUGCAAGUGCCAUGGUGUCUCGGGCUCCUGCACCACCAAGACCUGUUGGACUACACUUCCCAAAUUCCGUGAGAUUGGCUACAUACUCAAAGACAAGUACAACGAAGCAGUUCAUGUGGAGGUGGUCCGGGCUAGCCGACUCCGUCAGCCCACACACCUUAAGGUGAAGCAGACUCAGGGCUACCGCAAGCCCAUGGAGACUGACCUUGUCUACAUUGAGAGGUCGCCCAAUUACUGUGAGGAGGACGCUGCAACGGGGAGCGUGGGCACCCAGGGACGCUUGUGCAACCGCACCUCGCCACAUACAGAUGGCUGUGACCUGAUGUGCUGUGGGCGGGGAUACAAUACACACCAGUACACCAAAGUGUGGCAGUGCAAUUGUAAGUUCCAAUGGUGCUGCUUUGUCAAGUGCAACACAUGCAGUGAGAGGACGGAGGUGUUUACCUGCAAAUAAAGGACGCCAAAAACUCAGUGCCAGGAAGUGAGGCGCCAAGGACUAGCUAAACGAGGAAGACUCAAGCAAGGGAGAUUAUAGUGUGACAUGGACCAGUGAACGAUUUUGAAACAAAAGAAUGGAAUUUACACUAUCAGCUCUUCAUGGCAAUGUUUUGCACAGCAGAAUCUAUCUAAUUUCUUUUCAGAAAAUAAAUGCUAGGUAUCAGUAGAUAAUUCCUCAGAACUUUACUGUUACAUAGAGAUUGUGCUCAUGUACUGAUCUUUCCACAGUGAAGAUGGGACUACAGAUAAUGAAUGAAAUCCUUGGUGGGAACUGUGCAUUGCACUGUUGGAUUUACAGCUAAAAUUCUCAAGCGACUUGUGCAUGGAAAGGAAAUGCAGUAACCUGGGAGUUGAUCGAAAUGUCUGGGAGAGAUUGGUCAAGUCUUUGAUUGAAAACCUUUCAAAUUUUUUGUUGUAUUUUCACUAAAGGGGAGCAAAGGUGAAUCUUUACAUUGAAUGACUCCCAAACUGACUGGGACUCAUGUCGGAUGUUUGUAGAAAUGAAGAACAUUUUGUAAUAUUGGUGCGUUGGGGUGCGCCAAAAUAUGAGUGGAGAACUGUUAAACCCUCUGCUGCCAACUGGAAUAGAGUGGAGUUUGUUAGUUUUCCAGUCACACUGGAACUGUCUGUUCUGAACACUGAAAAUAAAUUGUUUAUUUAUGUUAUAGUAUCUUAAAACAAAGCACUAACGGGUAGAGAUGUCUUUUUUUGUACUAAGUGUAAAGAAAAUUACUUUUUAGAAACUCUGACUGAAAAUUUGUCUUUUAGAAAAAUUACCCCUCAUUCCUUCAAACAUCUUUUUUUUUCUUAAAAAGAAAAAAAAGCUUCAAUGCUGGUGUGUUGACAACAAAAAACAUCAUAACAGUGUGUUUCACAUUAAAACACCUUGGUUCUAUUUCACUGUAGCAUAGAUUGUUUCCACUCCCUUACCUUCAAGCAGUAUCAUCUAUCCAGAUGCUUUUGCAAUUCCGUUAACAGACAGUAGCACGGAAACACAUUUUAACUGCAAAGAUCCUUCCUCAAUUCAUUUAACAUUAAACUGAUAUGUUGCUGGAUAUGUUGUCGAGUGCUGCACUGAUAUUUCUACUCAGCUACAACUCAUGAGAACUAAUAAACUCCCAUUUGACUCAG